This is a messenger RNA of Diabrotica virgifera virgifera (western corn rootworm), 5498 nucleotides long. RefSeq lists its product as uncharacterized. The coding region runs from base 98 to 5362 and encodes 1754 amino acids. The record is from RefSeq and is a predicted model, not a curated record. The transcript has 7 exons. Lineage: Eukaryota; Metazoa; Arthropoda; Insecta; Coleoptera; Chrysomelidae.
AAUAACCAGUGAAAGUCUCUAAUCUCCCCUUCGAUAACUUGCCGGUAUUAUAUAAGCAAAUUUUGCCCAUUUUCUUCUUAUAGUCGAGAAGUGCAAGAUGAAGCUCAAAAUACUUAUAUCCUCCUUCCUCCUCGUGGGUAUCUCCCAAGCAGCUCUUCUAGGAAGACAAGGAAUCCUAGCACAAACUGCUAAUAAACUUGGCCUCGGCAACAUCAUUAGCGUCAACGCUGACGCCGAAGCUAACCUUUUAGGAAACAAAGUAGGAGUUGAUGGUGCAGUUGGCAUUGGUGGCCAAGGAAUUGGGGCCCACCUCUCAGGAGAUGCUGAUGUUUUGGGACAGAAGGUUAAUGUCCAUGGUGAUGUGCUUGACGGACACGCUAUUGACCAACACAACCACGAAGUCUUUAGAGACAACAGAGGCCGUCAAUACACCCUUCAACGUCAGUACAUCGGUUCCAACUCCGUCUUGGUCAGAAAAUACUUGGACAAUGGACAAAUUUACGUCGAUGGUGCAGACCAAGAUAAUGUAUUGCAACAUUCUCAGUCCGGUAGGGUUGUAAUUAGCGGAAACAGUGGCUCCAAUGGUGGAUAUAUGCAACAAGGAGGACUCCUUAUUAAUCGAGUACCAAAUAUAAAUGUUAUUGCUACAUCUAGAGAUAGGGACGCAACAGUUCGUAUACCACUUACAGGUCAUUUACCAAAUGGUAUUGUAGAACUAGAUCCCGGUUUCUCUGGACCAUGGGGAAAUAUGAAACUAGAUCCCGGUUUCGCAGGUCCAUGGAGAAAUAUGCUUUUGAAUAUUAAGAGAGUAUCACCUCUAGAGUGGCAAGAAUGGCUGCUUGAACAAAAACAAAGGAACAGAAACCUUGAUUUAACUCUUAUUGAACAAUGGAUUAAUCAACAACAUUUAUUAUUGAAGGUAGACACUGCAGUUAUAGAAGGAUGGAUCAUGCAGCAACAAAAAUCUAACCCUAACUUCUUGUAUAACUGGAUCAUUAAUCACCAGGUUCCUAAUCUUUUAGGCAACAUGAGGCUGCCAGGUUAUAUUCCAGACAUGAGAACUUGGGACGGAAAAAUGAGACUACCAACAGAGCAAAAAGUAACACCACAAGUUUGGCAACAGUGGGUAAUUCAGCAAAAGCAAACGAACAACGUUGAUUUAUCUGCUAUCGAAAACUGGAUCCAGCAGCAACAAAAGACAUUGAAUCUGAAUGCUGACUCUUUGGAGGGUUGGAUUAUGCAGCAACAACAGUCAAAUCCUAGCUUUUUAUACAACUGGACAGUCAAGAAACAGGUUCCUAACCUAUCAGUUGACUUUGGUAAAAAUAUUCUAGAUCAGCUUAAGAAUGGCGCUGAUAAGACAGUUGAAGUUGUUAAUGGUGUUUUGAGACUUCCAACAUCCACAAAUACAGACUCAGUUAUUCCAGUUGAUGAGAAUGGUAACAUUGUUCUAGGCGGCCGUCCAAGAGACAGUUCUGUAGUGCUCGAUUUUGGUAAAAAUGUCUUAGAUCAAGUAAAGAAUGGUGAUGAUAAAACCGUCGAAGUUAUCAACGAUGUUUUAACACGCCCAACAUCCAGAGAUAGAGACGCAUCUGUAGUCCUUGGAGGUAAUGACCGACCUGUUCUUGUUGACCGUCCAACAUUUGACCUUCCAACAUCCAGAGACAGAGAUGCAACUGUUGUUAUUGGAGGUAAUGACAGACCUAUUCUUGAUCUCCCAACUUCCAGAGACAGAGACGCAACUGUUGUUAUUGGAGGUAAUGACAGACCACUUCUUGACCGUCCAACAUCCAGAGAUAGAGAUGCAACUGUAGUCCUAGGAGGUAAUGAAAGACCUGUUGUUCUUGACCGUCCAACAUUUGACCUCCCAACGUCAAGAGACAGAGAUGCAACCGUAGUUAUUGGAGGUAAUGACAGACCUCUUCUUGACCGUCCAACAUCCAGAGAUAGAGAUGCAACUGUAGUCCUAGGAGGUAAUGACAGACCUGUUGUUCUUGACCGUCCAACAUUUGACCUCCCAACGUCAAGAGACAGAGAUGCAACCGUAGUUGUCGGAGGUAAUGACAGACCUCUUCUUGACCUUCCAACAUCCAGAGACAGAGAUGCAACCGUAGUUGCCAGAGGUAAUGACAGACCUGUUGUUCUUGAACGUCCAACAUUUGACCUCCCAACGUCAAGAGACAGAGAUGCAACCGUAGUUAUUGGAGGUAAUGACAGACCUCUUCUUGACCUUCCAACAUCCAGAGACAGAGAUGCAACCGUAGUUGUUGGAGGUAAUGACAGACCUGUUGUUCUUGAACGUCCAACAUUUGACCUCCCAACAUCCAGAGACAGAGAUGCAACUGUAGUUAUUGGAGGUAAUGACAGACCUCUUCUUGACCGUCCAACAUCCAGAGAUAGAGAUGCAACUGUAGUCCUAGGAGGUAAUGACAGACCUGUUGUUCUUGACCGUCCAACAUUUGACCUCCCAACGUCAAGAGACAGAGAUGCAACCGUAGUUGUCGGAGGUAAUGACAGACCUCUUCUUGACCUUCCAACAUCCAGAGAUAGAGACGCAACCGUUGUCAUUGGAGGUAAUGAUAGACCCCUUCUUGACCGUCCAACAUCCAGAGAUAGAGACGCAACUGUAGUCCUUGGAGGUAAUGACAGACCUGUUGUUCUUGACCGUCCAACAUUUGACCUCCCAACAUCCAGAGACAGAGAUGCAACCGUAGUUGUCGGAGGCAAUGACAGACCUCUUCUUGAUCUUCCAACAUCCAGAGAUAGAGAUGCAACUGUAGUUAUUGGAGGUAAUGACAGACCUCUUCUUGACCGUCCAACAUCCAGAGAUAGAGAUGCAACUGUAGUCCUAGGAGGUAAUGACAGACCUGUUGUUCUUGACCGUCCAACAUUUGACCUCCCAACGUCAAGAGACAGAGAUGCAACCGUAGUUGUCGGAGGUAAUGACAGACCUCUUCUUGACCUUCCAACAUCCAGAGAUAGAGACGCAACCGUUGUCAUUGGAGGUAAUGAUAGACCCCUUCUUGACCGUCCAACAUCCAGAGAUAGAGACGCAACUGUAGUCCUUGGAGGUAAUGACAGACCUGUUCUUGACCGUCCAACAUCCAGAGAUAGAGAUGCAACUGUAGUCCUUGGAGGUAAUGACAGACCUGUUCUUGACCGUCCAACAUCCAGAGAUAGAGAUGCAACUGUAGUCCUUGGAGGUAAUGACAGACCUGUUGUUCUUGACCGUCCAACAUUUGACCUUCCAACAUCCAGAGAUAGAGACGCAACCGUUGUCAUUGGAGGUAAUGAUAGACCCCUUCUUGACCGUCCAACAUCCAGAGAUAGAGACGCAACUGUAGUCCUUGGAGGUAAUGACAGACCUGUUCUUGACCGUCCAACAUCCAGAGAUAGAGAUGCAACUGUAGUCCUUGGAGGUAAUGACAGACCUGUUGUUCUUGACCGUCCAACAUUUGACCUCCCAACAUCCAGAGACAGAGAUGCAACCGUAGUUGUCGGAGGCAAUGACAGACCUCUUCUUGAUCUUCCAACAUCCAGAGAUAGAGACGCAACUGUAGUCCUUGGAGGUAAUGACACACCUGUUCUUGACCGUCCAACAUCCAGAGAUAGAGAUGCAACUGUAGUCCUUGGAGGUAAUGACAGACCUGUUGUUCUUGACCGUCCAACAUUUGACCUCCCAACAUCCAGAGACAGAGAUGCAACUGUUGUUAUUGGAGGUAAUGAUAGACCUCUUCUUGAUCUUCCAACAUCCAGAGAUAGAGAUGCAACUGUAGUCCUUGGAGGUAAUGACAGACCUGUUGUUCUUGACCGUCCAACAUUUGACCUACCAACAUCCAGAGAUAGAGACGCAACUGUUGUAAUUAGUGGUAAUGACAGACCUCUUUUUGAGCGCCCCACAUCCAGAGAUAGAGAUGCUUCUGUUGUCCUAGAUUUAGGUAAAAAUGUUUUAAAUAACAUUAAAAAUGGUGCUGACAAAACUGUCCAGGUUGUUGAUAACGUUUUAAACCAUGCAACCUCCAGAGACAGAGAUUCUUCUGUAGUAAUUGAACUUCCUGUAUCAAAGGAUAGAGAUUCUUCAGUUAUUCUUAACGGUCGCACGCUACCAACCACCAACAUUGAAAUAGAUCCUGGAUUCGCUGGCCCAUUGAGAAAUAUAUUGAGCAUCAAGAAAGUACAGCCGGUAGAUUGGCAAAAAUGGUUGAUUCAACAAAAACAAAAGAACAACAUUGAUAUAACUGUUAUUGAAAACUGGAUCAAUAACCAACAUGAAGUAUUAAAACUAGACCAAAGUAUUAUAGAGGCAUGGAUAAUGCAACAACAAAACUCAAAUCCAAGCUUUUUGUACAACUGGAUGAUUAGGAAACAGAUACCCAAUAUGUUAAACGAAAACGGACCAAUGGUAGAAUCACCUUUGAAUGGAAAAGGACCAAUGAUGGAACCAACUGGGAAAUUAAAUGUAGAAAAAGCAACUCCAGAAGUUUGGCAACGAUGGGUAAUACAACAAAAACAACAGAACAACGUUGAUUUAAAUGUUAUCGAAAACUGGAUCAACCAGCAACACCAGGUAUUAAAACAAGAUGUAGGAGACUUGGAAGGAUGGAUCAUCCAGCAACAAAGGAUGAAUCCUAGCUUUUUGUACAAUUGGAUAAUCAGGAAAGAGGUUCCUCAAAUUUCCUCCCAAUGGUUUGUCCAAAGUAAAGAAGUUGAAGAACCUGAAGUUUCACAACUAUACGUAAAUGGACAAAUGGUUGAAAGCGUAGAACCAAGUGUUUGGCAGCAAUGGUUAAUUGCACAAAAACAAAAAUAUAACAUCGAUAUAAGCGUUAUAGAAAACUGGAUAAAUCAACAACACCAACAAAUGAAGUUGGAUGUUGGAUACUUGGAAGGGUGGAUCAUGCAACAACAAAACGCCAAUGCUAACUUCUUGGUCAACUGGAUCAUCAAAAGACAAGUUCCCAGUUUUUCAUACCAAUGGAAAAUGGUACGCAUGGUUUCACAACCACAAAAUAGCGGCACUUUCCACGUUUGGAUCAACAAUAGAAGCGUAGAGAAAGUUUCCCCUGAGGUUUGGAAACAAUGGGUCAGUGAACAACAAAGGAACGGCAUGGAUAUGAGUCUUGUAGAGAGAAACAUCAACCAAUGGCACGAAUCACUGAAGGUAGAUCUUGCAUAUUUGGAAGCAUGGGUAAUGCAAGAACAACAAGCUGACUCCAAAUUUUUGUAUAGAUGGACAGUCGAGAGAAAAAUCCCCGCUAUCUCUUACAAGUGGAAGAUGGAAAGUCAGAGAGUACAACCUGUAGUCACAAGCAGCUCUUCACAUACCUACACCUGGAAAGUACAAAAGCAAACACAACAGUAGGAAAUUAAAUAACAUCUUAUAUAUGAUUUAGUCAUAGUCACUUUGAAAUUGACAAGUCGAUUAUGUUUUCUUCCUAAUGCUUUGUUGUAAAACUUUAAUUAAUUUGUAUACUAAAAUAAAAUUAUAAAAAAAAUUA